This is a messenger RNA of Cheilinus undulatus (humphead wrasse), 3146 nucleotides long. Its product is annotated as carbohydrate-responsive element-binding protein. Gene Ontology annotation, cellular component: nucleus. The record is from RefSeq and is a predicted model, not a curated record. Gene Ontology annotation, biological process: regulation of transcription by RNA polymerase II. The transcript has 17 exons. NCBI's taxonomy places the organism in Eukaryota, Metazoa, Chordata, Actinopteri, Labriformes, Labridae. Gene Ontology annotation, molecular function: DNA-binding transcription factor activity, RNA polymerase II-specific; RNA polymerase II cis-regulatory region sequence-specific DNA binding; protein dimerization activity. The coding region runs from base 199 to 2970 and encodes 923 amino acids.
CGGUGCAGGUCACAUUAAUGUCUCAGCUGUCAGGUGAGGGGCCUCUCUGCUGUCGGCACGCGCUCCUGUUUGAGGAAAUAUUGGAAUAUCUGAAGAAAACAGAAAGAGGAAGGGGGGAGGGGAGGAGGUGUGGGAGAGGAGUCAUCUCAGGAGAAAGUUCACAGUUUGACGGACGGUCACACAGACAGUAAACGCACCAUGGCGGGCAAAGUGAGAGUCUGUUCAGCCGGACAGAGCCAGCUUCAGGACUCUUCAGACUCGGACUCGGAGGUCGAGGGGGAGCCGGCUCGCGUGGUGGGUACCGGGCCCUCUGCCGGCUCCAUCCCCGGCUCUCAGGUCAUCCACAGCGGACACUUCAUGGUGUCGUCGCCGCACAGUGACUCCUCGCCGCGGAGGAGGAAGAGCGGAGGCUCGCUCAGAUAUGACUUUGACACGGUGAACAGGACGUGGUGUCAGACGUACCGGUACGGCCCACUCAGCUCCGCGAGCCUCAGCAUCGACCCCACUCUGACCCGCCUGUUUGACUGCAUGUCCCUGGCCUACAGCGGUAAGAUCGUCUCUCCAAAGUGGAAGUCUUUUAAGGGUCUGCGGUUGCUGUGGCGGGAUAAAAUCCGUCUGAACAAUGCCAUAUGGAGGGCUUGGUUCAUCCAGUAUGUGGAGAGGAGGAAGAUCCCAGUGUGUGGCUUUGUCACGCCACUCGAGGGCUCUGAGGCAGACGCUCAUCGAAAACCCGAAGCUAUCGUAUUAGAGGGCAGCUACUGGAAGCGAAGGAUCGAGGUGGUGAUCAAGGAGUAUCACAAAUGGAGGAUUUACUACAAGAAGCGGCUCCAGAAAAAGAAGGAUCACAUCCUAUCAAUGCUACAAGAGGGUCAAAUCUGUCAGGCCAAGCUGGAAAAAUGGUCAAAUCAGGAGCCAGAGGCUGCACCUGUGGAGGCCCACAUGUUUGACCUGGACUGCCUUCUGUCUGACAUCUCUGACACCCUGUUCACCAUGACACAGAAGCCAUGUCCCUGGGCCAGUGAUCGACACGACACGUACACAAGCAAUGCUGAUAUAAUCCAGCCAGGCCUGACUCCACUGCAGCCUAACCUGGACGAUUUCAUGGAUAUACCAGAUAUCUUUGUGAACUACAGGGGACAGCCCACUGAGCAGACCACUUUUGCCGACUGUGGUUAUUACGAGAGCUCAUCCAGCACGGCGUUCGCUCCUGUUCCCUCCUCUGUGGUAACGACUUCUCAGCUCCUCAUUGACACUCAGCUGACUCAGCCCAGUCUGUCAUCUGGCCAUUUGCCUCAGCCCUCCUCAUCCAGUUCACAGUCAGAGCAGAGCAGGCUGGGCCAGGAUAUCAGUGACUACCCCACACCCAGCAUCAUAUCAGGCACGGCGCCCUACGGACAUCAGUCAUACCCUGACCCACCUGUUUCUGUGGCGUUUACUGGGAGCAUGGAGCAGACUGCUGCCUCUAGUGUUCCCUUUCUCUACCCGCUGCCAUGUCACAAGUUUGGCUACUUCACAACCACCAGCGUCACCCCCACCGUCAUUACCCACACCGCUUCCACAGCGGGGGCUCACGGUUACUCUCACACGGGGGACUCAUACACCCAGGCGCCUUUCCACACUAUCAGUUACCUCACAGCCGUGUCCGACCCUGUCCACACCACAGCCCACUGCUUCUCUGUCCCAGAGCAGGUGGCUGUUUCAGGAGUCAGAGGGAAGCACAAGCAGAAGACAGGGGGAGGGAGGACAGCUGGUCAUCCUGUGGCUCCGUCCAGCCCCCUGUCCACUGCACCCACAACCACAAGCUGUCUGGCUGAGCUGCUCUCAUCUGGCACUCGAGAACGGAAGCCAACGUUAGGAUUUGACACUCUUCUAGUGACACCCAGAGGUCGAAGGUCAUUGUCUCCCAGCUCCUCGCAGCCCAGCAGCAGCAUACAGGUCGGAGGAGCCUCAUCACAGCUGCAGCACGGAGCUGGUUGGCCUGCAGGGAUCCCCGUGCUGACCCCUCUGCACAGUCAAAGUGCCACCCUGGGUCACAGUGGAUCUCAUGCCAGCACAUCCAGAGGCUCUACCGUGUCUGCCCUGCUCACACAGGGAACAUCACACACCAACACAACUCUCCUUAUCCCCAAGACUGAGAAACUCUCUCCGGUUCAGCUCUACGGCUCAGACAAGAACAGCUUAACAGUUAAUUUUUCAGGGCAUCCAUGUCAAACAUCCCCACCAAACCCUUUAGAUAAAGCCUCCAACCCUGAGCCCUCACACUCAGGCUUCUUAGGACACGGAAAGCUUGAAUCAAGUAAGCAAACAGAGACCAGGAGGAUAACUCACAUCUCAGCAGAGCAGAAGAGACGAUUCAACAUCAAACUGGGUUUUGACACUUUACAUAAUCUUGUAACAACACUCAGCUCACAGCCAAGCGUAAAGAUCAGUAAGGCCACCACCCUGCAGAAGACGGCGGAGUACAUUAGUAAGCUGCAGCAGGAGAGAGGUCAGCUUCAUGAGGAGGCACAGAGACUCAGAGAGGAGAUCCAGCUCCUCAACUCUGCCAUAAAUGCUUGUCAGCAACAGCUCCCAGCCACAGGCGUCCCCAUCACACGGCAGCGCUUCGAUCACAUGAGGCAGAAGUUCAGAGAGUACGUCCAGGCUCAGACGCUGCAAAACUGGAAGUUCUGGAUCUUCAGUAUCAUCAUAGAGCCGCUGUUUGAGUCCUAUAAUGGGAUGGUGUCCACUGCCAGUGUAGAGGACCUGUGUCAGUCCACGUUAUCCUGGCUGGACCAGCACUGCUCCCUGCCUUCCCUCAGACCCAUGGUUCUGAGUUCACUCCGUCUCCUGAGCACCACCACGGCCAUCCUCACAGACCCCACCCUGCUGCCAGAGCAGGCCACACUCGCUGUCACCCAGGGCGAUGCGACUGCAGCCCUGGACCACUCCUCACAGCCCGCAAUCCAGGACAGAAUACAGCCCAUGUGAGCGUGGACUGAACUGGAUCCAGGCACAGUUCUCACAUAACACACCACAGGAGAAACUGCUGGAUGGUUAAACAAGACUGAGCUAAGAGACUUUCAGUAAUAAUCACAUUCAAAUAAAACUCACCAGCUGCAAAAAGAAUGUAUAUCCAUAUAACCAGAAAUCAUAAAUACAUGGGA